Verruconis gallopava is the source of this 1352-nucleotide messenger RNA. RefSeq lists its product as uncharacterized. The coding region runs from base 206 to 823 and encodes 205 amino acids. The record is from RefSeq and is a predicted model, not a curated record. The transcript has a single exon. NCBI's taxonomy places the organism in Eukaryota, Fungi, Ascomycota, Dothideomycetes, Venturiales, Sympoventuriaceae.
CAGCAAUGGGCUAUCUCGUUGUACCCUCGGUAACUCGAAGCCCCGUGCAGCUUGCCAAAGAUAUUUGAUUCUAGCCUUCCAUUGAUCCUAAUAGGCACCUCACUCCAAGUCCGUCGCUAGCAAAAAGUUCGCGUCACGGUCGACACUCUUGUUCUUUCGUUCUCGCGUUAUAUGCUUGGCGAUACUGGAUGAUUUCUUCCUAAACAUGGUUCAUGCAGAGAACCUCCUCCACUACCGUGCCGGAUGUGAAAAUCUCGGUUAUUUCAAAUCUGUACCCUGGUGCGCAGCAAUAAUCAAUAAUCCGAAAUAUGUGCCAAGUGUAACACCCACAAGACUCCCAAAACCUACUGGAGAAGACGAGUUCUUUGCGAAGACACUUCAAACAGAGGAUACAAUCAAGCGGUUGCUGACGAUCAACUCUAUUCCUGAUCCAUCCAGAGAUCCGCCAAUAAAAGAAGUGCUUGUGUUUUUCGAGGUUGGCAAGGGAGUGAAUGGAUACCCAAACACGUGCCACGGCGGCUUUGUGGCCACAAUGCUCGACGAGGUUAUGGGUCUCGUCUUGAAUGUCAUUCAACUAUACGAGAACAGCAAGACCGGUCGUAACGACAAAAUUUCGCACAUGACCGCUUAUCUGAAUACCAGAUACUUGGCCCCCGUUCCAACCCCAGGUAUCAUAUUGGCGACAGCAACGGUCGUGAAACAAGAGGGUCGAAAAAUGUGGAUCAAAGGAACCCUUGAAGAUAGCGAACGAAAGAUCAUGGCAGAAUCAGAAUCAUUGUACAUCCAAGCGAAAAAGGACCCUAGAGCCAGCCUAAAACUGUGAAAAGGUAGUUUGCAGCGAAAAGCUCACGUCUUGAAUAUGGUGCGCAAAAAUUCUCUUUGCACAUUUCGAGUCCGCUUUCAUCGAUAUACCGGGCCCCUGUGGCUUAUACGAAAGAAUCAAAGAGGAACAAUGCUUAUUUAAAGCGGAACGCUGAGUAAUCUCAAUCGGCCUCACCCUCGACCCAGGCUGUUCAGCACGAUAUCACUCUAUGCAUUCAGUUUAUUACCAUAAGAUCAGAAAGAUGGUCAAGCGGAAUCUCGUUUGGUGUAACGGUAGCAUCCCAGCUUGUCUUUCCAAUGACAGAACAAGCCGCUGGGGAUCGAGGUUCAACUCCUCGAACGAGAGAUUCUUUUUACUCGUCCACGCAGCUGAUGGCUUUGUCAUGAUCGAUGGGGCAUGCGGCAUACCUCUUGAGUCAGCGUUAUGUAAGCUCGGAGCGGACAGGUCAUUGCAACUCACACGUACUCCAGGAUUGGUAAAGAAAUUAGACAUGAUUGAUAGAUUUUCAAGAAUAAAAAGAUCAUCUCCG